This is a messenger RNA of Procambarus clarkii (red swamp crayfish), 450 nucleotides long. RefSeq names its product receptor-like tyrosine-protein kinase kin-16. Gene Ontology annotation, biological process: protein phosphorylation. NCBI's taxonomy places the organism in Eukaryota, Metazoa, Arthropoda, Malacostraca, Decapoda, Cambaridae. Gene Ontology annotation, molecular function: ATP binding; protein serine/threonine kinase activity. The record is from RefSeq and is a predicted model, not a curated record.
AUGAGACGGCAAGUGGCUCAUAAUGAUAUUAAACUUGACAAUGUUUGUAUCAAGAUAGUCAAGGAAUUUACCCAAGCUACUCUCAUCGAUUUUGGUCUGUCGACGACAAUUGGCAAAAAGCUUUAUACAAUACCGAGGACCGAAGAGAGAAAAGCAAAGACUCCUUGGAUGGCUCCUGAGGUGUUAAAUGCCAAGAGAUGUAAUGAUAAUUCUGAUAUCUUCAGCUUCGCUUUGUGUUGUACCAAACUGCUGGGACGCCUCAAAGCCACCUUUCUGCCGAAAGAAGUCAUCAAAUGGUUAAAAAAAGCCAUGCAUAAAGAACCGGAAAACAGACCCAGUACUGACGUUCUCAGGACGUACCUACGCGAGAUGACGAGGCCGCUCCGAGACUCGUCGAUGUCUGAGGACUCCACCUCGGAGGACGUGGUCUCAGGACAUGACACCCCGUGA